Messenger RNA from Daucus carota subsp. sativus, 3889 nucleotides. RefSeq lists its product as uncharacterized. Bases 184 to 3603 code for a protein of 1139 amino acids. The transcript has 2 exons. NCBI's taxonomy places the organism in Eukaryota, Viridiplantae, Streptophyta, Magnoliopsida, Apiales, Apiaceae. The record is from RefSeq and is a predicted model, not a curated record.
AUGACAAUCUCUGUGAUGAAAAAGUGUCAUCAUAUAUCACACUCUUCUCUUGCUAUCAUUUCUGUCAAAUUCUAAGCUUUUCUUGGUUGUUGCUAACCAUACCCUCUUCUUCAUCUUUAUCAUUUAUACACUCAUCACUCUUUAAAACUUGACACUUUAUUUUUUAUUUUAAGCUUUUCAUCUAUGGCUAGUGAAGCUGCUCUAGCAGAUCAUCCUGUUGUACCUGAGCAAGUAAAGGAGGAAGUGCAUGAAGAGGCAAAUACAAGUGAGGAAGUAGAGAAGCCAAAACCCGAGAACUUGUCUCCUGCUGCUGCAAUGCCUUUGCCUGAAUCUGAAGAUAAGAUCGAGGCUCAGCCAAUUGAAACUCCGACAGUUGAGGCGUUGGGGGAAACAGUUGAGAAAGAUAUUCCGAAAACAGAGAUAGUGGUUACUCCAGUAGUACCUGAAGCUGAAGACAGAGUCGACGAGAACAGGAAAACUGAGCAUGCUGUGGUUGUAGAAGAAAAAAAUACAGUUAAUGAAGAAAAGCCGAUAGCAGCAGUAGUGCCAACAUCUGAGGAAACGCCAAAAUAUGAGGUCUUGUCUAGUCUACCAGUUGUUUCGGCUGAAUCAGAAGAAAAGGUUGAGGUUAAACCCCCUGGAACUGAUGUACAGCAAGCUAUUGAGGAAGUCCAGCUUUCAGCAGCUGAGGUAGUUCCUUCUGCUGAACCAGAAACGGUUGAAGACAAGAAUGUUGAGCCUCCUGUAGUUGACGAAGUGAAGAUUGCAGAUGAACCCCUUGUGGAAGAGAAACUCUUAAGUGAUACUCCUGUUGCUAAAGAAGCAGAUAUUGCUGCUAAACCUGUAGUGGAAGCGAAUAUUGUGAUUGAACCUCCUGUGGAAGGAAAGCAGCCUCAGACUCCUGUAGCUGAAGAAGUGAAGAUCGCAGAUGAGCCCCUUGUGGAAGAGAAAAUAACUAGUGAUACUCAUAAUGUUGAAGAAGCACAGAUUGCUGCUGAACCUCCUGUAGUAGAAGAGAAUCUCAUGACUGAAUCUCCACAAGAAGUAAAGCUUGUUGAAACGCCAGUUAUUGAAGAAGUUAAGAUUGCAGAUGAGCCCCUUGUGGAAGAGAAAACUGCAAGUGAUACUCACGUUGAAGGACCAGAGAUUGCUGCUGAACCUCCUGUAGUAGAAGUGAAUCUCAUGACUGAAUCUCCAGAAGAAGUAAAGCUUCUUCAAACGCCUGUUAUUGAAGAAGUUAAGAUUGCAGAUGAGCCCCUUGUGGAAGAGAAAAAUGCAACUGAUACUCAUGUUGAAGAACCAGAGAUUGCUGCUGAACCUCCUACAGUAGAAGAAAAUAUCAUGAUUGAACCUCCAUCAGGAGUACAGCUUCUUCAAACUCCUGUACCUGAAGAAGUGAAGAUCGCAGAUGAGCCCCUUGUGGAAGAGAAAAUCACAAGUGAUACUAGUGUUGUUGAAGAACCAAAGAUUGCUUCUGAAUCUAUUGUAGUAGAAAAUAAUAUCGUGACUGAACCUCCUGCGGAAGUAAAGCUUCUUCAAACUCCUGUAGUUGAAGAUGUGAAGAUCGCGGAUGAGCCCCUUGUCGAAGAAAAAAUUGCAAGUGAUACUCAUGUUGUUGAAGAACCAGAGAUUGCCGCUGAACCUCCUGGAGUAGAAGAGAACAUUGUGAUUCAACCUCCAGCAGAAGUAAAACUUCUUCAAACUCCUGCAGUUGAAGUAAAGAUCGCAGAUGAGCACAUUGUCAAAGAGAAAAUUGCAAAUGAUGCUCAUGUUGUUGAAGAACCAGAGAUUGCUGCUGAACCUCCUGUAGUAGAAGAAAAUGUGGUGAUUGAACAUCCAGCGGAAGUAAAGCUUCUUCAAACUCCUGUAGUUAAAGAAGAGAAGAUCGCAGAUGAGCCCAUUGUCGAAGAGAAAAUCGCAAAUGAUACUCCUGUUGUUGAAGAACGAGAGCUUGCUGCUGAACCUUCUGUAGUAGAAGAGAAUAUUGUCAUUGAACCUCCAGCAGAAGUAAAGCUUCUUCAACCUCCUGUAGUUGAAGAAGUAAAGAUCAACGAUGAGCCCCUUGUGGAGGAGAAAAGUGCAAGUGAUUCUCAUGUUGUUAAAGAAGAAAAGAAUGCUGCUGAACCUCCUGUACCAGAAGAGAAUAUCGUGAUUGAACCUCCCGUGGAAGUAAAACUUCUUCAAACUCCUGCAGUUGAAGAAAUGAAGGACACAAUGGAGCAACUUGUAGCGGAAGAGGAAGUCGCAACUGAGAAUCCUGUUUUUGAAGAAGAAAAGAUCACUACAAAAGACCCUCUACUAGAUGGGAAGACCGUAACUGAGCCCUCUGCAGUAGAAGAGAAGAUAGUUGAGAUUCCUGGAGUCGAAGAAAACAAUACUGAUAAUCCUAUUGUUGAAGAAGUAAAUAAGACAACUGAGAGUCCUUCAGUCAUAGAAGAGGAAUGCAUCACUGUGCCUACCCUAGCUGAAGAAGUAAAGAACGUCACUGAGCCUGCUGUAGUUGAAGAAAUGAAGCAGACUCCCGUAUUUGAAGAAGUGAAAAACGUUGAUGAUAUGCCGGAUGUCACGGAGCCAGAAGCAAAGAAAGUUGAAAGCUAUUUUGUGACAGAGGCUUCUGAGUUGCCAGUACAGGAGCAAAAGGCGGAGUCGGUUGAGGAAAAGCUAAUCGAGAAGCCAAAAGCAGAAGGCAUUCCAGAAUCAUCACUAGAGCCUGUUGACAAAAAGGAGGAAGCAGUAGAUUUUCCUGUAAAAGAAUCAGAACCAGCUUUGGCAAAAGAUGUAGGAAUUCUGGAACCGCUUUCUAUUAAGGACGAUGCUGUAGAAUCAUUAACUGAUGUGCUAGAGAAACCACAGGAAUAUGUAGCAGUUGAAACUAAGGAAUGUGUCCAUGGUUCAGCUGAUAAAGUUGAGGACGUCAAGUUUUCAAAGGAAGAAGAAUUCAAUGGAAAAACUCCUCUCGAAACCACAAGUUCAGUUGAAGCUACAUUGCCAACCAAGGAGGGUCAAGCUGAUGCAGAAGAGACAAUUUUAGGUGGCGAAGCUGAUCUAGUUGAAGAGUUACCAAAAGAGAAAGCUGUUACAUCAAUGAAGGUUGAAAAAGAAACUGAAGCCAAAGAUGUGAAUACUGACUCAGCUCAGCCUGAGACAAAAGAAACCGAGGAAGUUGUUAAAUCCAUCUCAACCCCUGCAGCUGCUGAAAACAUUUUGGAAGCAGUAAUUACUUCUAAAGAUGCAAAAUUGGUUGUUGAAAAUGAGAAAGAAGACAAGAAGAGCGAGCUUGUUUCUCCAGUUGAAACCUAUCGUAAUGGAACAGUGGCAGAUAAAACAUCAGAGCAACCUGAUGAGACUAAACAAGAGAAGCCUGAGGUGAAAGUGAAAGAAGAUGACACUGUUCCAACAGAUGAUACAAAAGAACUUGAUGAUAAAUUAACAUCGCAAGAUCUUCCCAAGGAAGUGGUUACAAUAAAAUCCACCCAAAAGCAAUCAAAUACCAUCUUAUCAAAGGUGAAAAACACCCUUGUUAAGGCAAAGAAGGCCAUCACCGGAAAGUCUAGCAACACGAAAACGCCUCCUUCUGAACCUAAAGGUGAGAUCAGAGUUUGAGAUAUUUAAGGAGUACACCAUUAUGGCAUGAUUAUUUUUUGUGUGCUGAUAAGUUUGCAGUUUGUUUUUCAUUAUUGGUUUUGAUAUGGGUGUCCUGAGUGUUGAUAGAAAGUAUACAUAGCAUAAUGUUGAUAACAUUAGUAGCUUGUCAAAUAGGAAGACUUGUAUAUUGUCCAGCCUAUUAGUUUGAGUUGUAUUAUUUUGUGUAUGUAUUGUUGCCUGUUGGCAUCAUAGUGAUUUGGUAUAAAGCUUGAAGGUUAAUGUAUAAAGUUAAUUAUAGUUGUUA